CGCUUGCACAAGUCGCAUGUGCAGCUGCAGCAUCAGCUUCAGAUAGAGGAGGAGUCAGUUCCAGCGGUGUCGGCGUCCAGGAAGCGGCUCCAGCCCCGGCUCCGGCUCUCGGACCCCCCUCCCGCUACAUAUGGUUCUCCUCCGGCACAUCUCCAUCGCCCUGACCGCCGCCGUGGCUGCCCUGGGCUCCGCGCUCUUCAUCGCCCUCAACUACUUCUAUAAGAGGCGAAUAUGGUCACCACAGGCGGAAUACUGCACGAUCAAAGAGGUGGAGGAGGAGGAGGAGGAGCGCGGGAAGCGUCAGGUCCUGGUUCUCGGUCUGGACGGGGCUGGGAAGAGCAGCAUGCUACAGGGUCUGACCCCCGGGGAGCCAGCGGCUAGAAGAGGCCGGUGCCGACCCACCCGCGGCUUCAACUUCAUCAGCCUCAACGCCCCUGCCUGCCAGCUCGACUUUCUGGAGAUCGGUGGUGGUGAGGAUCUGCGACGCUACUGGUUGGACUACCUGAAAAGGACUCACGUUCUGGUGUAUGUGGUGGACUCCUCUGACAGGAGCCGCCUCCCGUUGGCUAAGGCUGAACUGCAUCGCCUCCUGAAAGUGGAGCCCCAGCUGCCUGUGGUUGUCCUGGGUAACAAGCAGGAUAAGCCCAAUGCAGUGAGUGUAUCGGAGCUUCGUGCAGCCUUGUCUCUGGACAGCAUGCCAGAUAAUAGGAAGCUGUUCCUCUUGGCUGCUCAGCUGGACUCUGAGGGAGCUCUGAUGAAGUCCUGCCAGGGUUUGGACACAGUCCAGGACCUCCUAUUCCAGCUCAUCUGAUUUACGGUCCUCCCACAGAGCAGAACUGGAGGAGACGGACAUCAUCCUCCUCUUUCUUUUUUCUUCUUGACACUAAGGCUUUUUGAAGCAGAGGAGGAGAUGGUGAAGACUGCAGCGUUUGAUGCAAAGGAGGCUGAAAAGAUGCCAGAAUGGAGCAGAAACGACUUGUCUUACUCACUAUAGGAGGAUGAGGACAGAUGGUAGCACAGCAGGGCGUAGGUUUGAUUUAAAGCAGCAGAGUUCAUCGCCUGCCAGUGAAUCACACUUAUUAAAGCAUGUUGUUUAUAGUGUAAAUAUCAAGUCUGCUGUAACAUGACAGGUUUGCAGAUAUAUAAACAGGAUCAUGUUUGGUU
Melanotaenia boesemani (Boeseman's rainbowfish) is the source of this 1164-nucleotide messenger RNA. RefSeq names its product ADP-ribosylation factor-like 10 (gene arl10). The record is from RefSeq and is a predicted model, not a curated record. NCBI's taxonomy places the organism in Eukaryota, Metazoa, Chordata, Actinopteri, Atheriniformes, Melanotaeniidae. The transcript has 4 exons. Bases 131 to 811 code for a protein of 226 amino acids. Gene Ontology annotation, molecular function: GTPase activity; GTP binding.